Klebsormidium nitens is the source of this 2292-nucleotide messenger RNA. NCBI's taxonomy places the organism in Eukaryota, Viridiplantae, Streptophyta, Klebsormidiophyceae, Klebsormidiales, Klebsormidiaceae. The record is from the annotation of a GenBank genome assembly.
AUCAUUGCUCUGCACUGCCACAAGUUUCCCGCCACUUUUGUGGGUCCUUCUGUGCAUCAUGCUUUUUGACAAUCUCUGGUCAGGUACCUUAAAAUGCUCAAAUUCUAAAGCCCUUCUGAGUGCCACUAUCACUUUGAGAUUUGGGCUCGUCCACGAAGCUUCUGAAAGUAUUGUUGAUAUCAUAUCACACCUGGGUCCGUCACCUGCUCGCUUGAGAGGAUUUGCAGGUUUCUGUAAGACUGUCGUGGCGCACGUGAUCGUCAUCGUGCGGUCAAUAAAGAAGAGACACGCAGCACGCCAGAUUGCCAUUUGGCUGCGCAUACCUCUCAAAGUGUUGAGGGUUGACAAGGGCAGAGAUCUUCUAAAAGACAGUACUUAGUGCCGACGUUGUCUGUUGAGGCGGCAAGCUUGCUCAUCCGGAAUCCCCAGAAUGGCGGAGGAACCUGACGCUAAGCGUGCAAAGCUCUUGGAGGGGCGUUUUGGAGCAAUGCUGCCACCGAAAGGUCGGCCACCCUCCGCACUGAAUGAAUUCAAGUGCAACGCAAAUGAAGCCAUCACGUUCCACUUGGUAUACGCUGCUGAGCAGCUUGAUCUUUCUUCGGACACCAUGCCAGCCUCAGUCCCUCCUCGAGCGAGCUUCCAUCCGCUGAUGACGCACCAGCUCUUUGGAGACGACGAAAUCAUUAAAGGUUAUAAGAACCUGAAAGUGGACAUCUUUCUGCACGCAACCACUUUCUACGCCUAUCUCGACAUCAAGUACGAGGAGAAGCUGGAGAAGCUCAGCAGAAAGCAGCAGCCGGACAAUAUUUUAGAGAAGCUUAAGGUCUACUUUGAGAACGACAUCACUGAAGACCGCGAGGCGUUCGUCCGCUCCCUUCCCGUCUACAACGCAAUCAAUUUCCUUGACUUCGAGCCACAGACCCUGCCUGCGUCAACUUCUGCUCCCAGCACUAGUUCUUCUCACCCCUCUGAACUGUACGAAGUUGUGCAACUUCCGUUGGACAAGGAGGCGGUCCGCCAGUGGCACAAUCGCUUGCAGGUGUUCCUCAUAUUCUUCAUAGACGGUGGCAACUAUAUCGACACGGAGGAACGGGAUUGGGACCUUCUCGUGGCUUUGGAGCGGCCGUCGGAUUGGGAUGGCCGGUCGGGCAGCGCAAAGGUGGCAGGCUUCUGCACCGUGCGCAGCUUCUACUCGUACCCUGAAAGCACUAGGCUGCGGCUGAGUCAGCUAGUCGUCCUGCCAUCCUUCCAGAAGAGAGGACAUGGGUCCAGGCUGAUAGAAAGUGUGUACCAUCUGGCUCAGGAGCGAGGCUGCUAUGACGUCACCACGGAGGAUCCGACGGACGACAUGAACCAACUCCGGGACGAAGUCGACGUGAAGCGACUGCAGGAGCGGCCCGAGGUGAAAGAAGCCGUAGAACGAGCGCUGGCAGCGGCGGCAUCGCAGAAAGAGGAGUCCAGUGGAGCAACUGAAGGGGAGGCGCCUAAGCAAAAGAACCCGCUAGCCAUCAGCCCAAGCCUGCUCGAAGAUCUUAGGAAAAGCCUCAAAAUCAAUAAGAAGAACAUCAAGAAGUGCUGGGAGGUGCUCCUCUCGCUGCACCUAGAUAAGUCCCCCCCGGUCACGCGGGACGCGUUCCUGCGCCUGCAGUUGGAUCAUGGCGCGCGUCGGGCGGAAACGGCCGCGGGAGGGGGGGGACGGAGCAGAGGCUACGGAGGGGGGGGUGCGAACGGGCACGCGAAGGGGGGGUUGCUGAAGGCGCUACAGAAGGCGGUGCGGAAAGAGGAGGAAUCGGACGACGGAGGGGAGGGGUCCGAAGCGGAGGAGUCUGACGGGGGGGUGGCCGUGCAGAAGCAGACGCCGGAGGAGGCGGCGCGGGAGAAACAGGAGCAGCUGUUGCAAUUGUACGGGCGGCGAGAAGAGCAACUCAAAAAGCAUGCCAAGAAACUACUGUCGCACGGGUCUUGAGCUAAAGGCGUCACUGGCGGUGCUACAGAGUCGCUGCUUAUGCUUUGAGCAGUCAUGUGUACAAAGUGACGCGGAAAUGAAGGCCAGGUAAAGUAGACACGUCAACUUGAAGUAGCCCACUAUUGCUGUGUGGCCGGCAAUGGUUCUGCAAAAUUUUGACAGCUUUCGACGAACUUGCUGAUCGUAACACCAUACUUUGACAAGCUAAGUUCGAAUGUCUGAACAGUCCCGCAAGCAACUGUCUAGCUGUUGCAACAACUUAUCGUUGAGCUGCGGUCAGAUGUGCAGAUGUGGUCGCAACCACGUAUGGCUCGGUAAACAAGUCA